This is a messenger RNA of Dreissena polymorpha, 3568 nucleotides long. RefSeq lists its product as uncharacterized. The coding region runs from base 11 to 2338 and encodes 775 amino acids. NCBI's taxonomy places the organism in Eukaryota, Metazoa, Mollusca, Bivalvia, Myida, Dreissenidae. The transcript has 2 exons. Gene Ontology annotation, molecular function: ATP hydrolysis activity. The record is from RefSeq and is a predicted model, not a curated record.
GAUCAAAGAUAUGAAGAAGUUUUACAACGACAACUUAAGUCACGUGCCUAUAUCUCCAUUGAAUGACAACGUCGAUGAAAAAUUACUUGACCUGUAUAUGCCGCCAAAAAUUUUCUCAAUGUGCAAGGACAAGGUGACCUUUACACAAAAGAACAAACGGGUGACGAAAUACAAAGAUGUGUUUCAAACAGAUAGCAAAAUGAACCGACGAAUAUUUCUUCAAGGUGAGGCGGGGUCAGGUAAAACAACAUUCUUGGCAAAGUUGGCCCUGGAAUGGUGUAAGUCCACGUCUAGUCAUAUGGAGUCUUCAAAAAACACCGAUUUAAAAGCAAUUGAUUUAGUGAUAUAUGAUCGAAAUAAGUUAACCACAUCCUCAACUUAUCAUGAACAAUCGGAUAUGCCAUGUGCAUCGUCUGCAACUAACGACGACUCGGAUACGUCAACUGCAUCCACUCAUCCAUUUGAUUUGGCAUCAUUUAUAACUACUAAAGAAUCUGCUAUUUCUAGCUCAUGCGAUUCUUCAUCAGGAGAUAGCAGAUCAAAUAUAUUUGCUGAUGUGGAUGCUCUUCAAGAUUAUAUUUUCGUAUUCUAUAUUACAUUGAGAAAUUCGGUAAAACAAUCCGACGUAUAUACCAUGAUCAAAGAACAAAUUAUAGACUCAAUUUACUCCCAGGACGACCGUGAGAAGGCGUACAGACUGGUGAAUGAGAUCAUGAAACGUGAACGUUGCUUGGUACUACUUGAUGGUCUAGAUGAGUGGGCCGGGUCUGGAGAUCAUCACAACCUACCGACACUGGUAUCAGUUUACAACCAAUGUGUGAUGUUAAUAACAACACGGCCUUGGAAAUUGGCUGAAGGUAAAGUUAAGCAUUCGGAAAUCGACGCAGUGUUUCAACUGGAAGGAAUAAAUGAGCCGUUUGAGCUAAGCAGAAUUAUUCUUAGUCGCUUAGUAGCUAAGGCAGAGCUUGAAAUAAAACAUAAAGCAUUUAAGCGUUACAUACGGAAUCAAAAGCUCCGCAAGUUGAUAUCAUCACCCAUGAUGCUCUCUGUAAUUGUAUGCUUAUAUGCAGAAGGAAUAGAACUUAAAGGCUCUAAGUGUGAAAUAUACAUCCUCUUACUGGAGAGUCUUUUUAAGAAAGCGAACAGUGAAAUGCGUACAUUUGAACAGUUUUCCUCUCCUUGCUUCAGAGGUACUCAAUACAUACAGCCCAAUAUAGAAAGUCUGAAUCGCCUUGCUGAAACGGCAUUUCAUUUGUUGUUUGUAAAUGCAAAAGAAAACUCACUAGUGUUUAAUAUUACAGAGUUGAAGAAAUUCAAGAUGGAUGAACGAAAACAACAGGACUUUGCGCUAAAGUCUGGAAUUUUAUCGGCAAAACUAACUGCCUCUACACUGCGAUCAUCGUCAUCAUUUAUGUUUAUCCACAAGAGCAUGCAGGAAUUCCUCGCGGCGUAUCAUAUCGCCUGCAAUACGAAUCUUAUUGAUGAUAUUAUUUCUAUCUACCUUAACCGUCACCCGAAAGCCUAUCUCGACAUAUCACAGGUGUUUAUAUUCCUGUGUGGACUAGAUGUAUCGUGUGCGGAAAAGCUAUCAAACAUGAUGAAUGAACGCGAUGAUUUAAAUACACGCGAGCAGCCAGACUGUCACCGAAUGUUUAAUAGAAUCAUACUCGAAGGAUAUAGAGAAGCUUAUGCAAACGGAUAUUCCGACAUUUCCCUUAAACUCAGUCACUUCUACUUCGAUAGGAACAAUAUCAUUGAUCUCCAUAAGAUUUGGGAAAAUAACGCGGCUAAUGCGAUUGUGUUGGAAGUUGACAUCGAUGACAUGAAACCGUUUGAAAACCGACGAACAUCACUUGCAAACGACGAGUGCGCAUCUCAGAUUACAUUUGACCUUCAUUCGUGCCUGGAGCUGAAAAUUGUUCGGCUUACUGGACGUUGCAUAUUGGUAAAAGAUUCUGCCAGUGUGGGCACAUUGGAAUUUCCGGUCUGCAUUAUUCUAGAUAUUGCCGAUCCAACCCAGUGCACAGAGCUUCCUCCUGUACUUCCCUCCAUCCAAGACAUUGACUUUACCCGUGUCACAUGUUCCUGUACCUGGCUACGCAGUCUGCUCAGCAUGAUGCUGACACGUAAUAGAUAUAUUGUCUGUUGGCUGAAUGACUGUCACUUAACUGCGUGUAGAGACGGCGAAGCAAACGCAUCAUACACGACUGGACACAUGAGUUUACAUUUCUUUCAAAACAAAUACUUAUCAAUAAGCCUAGAUGAUGAUACCGGUUUGUGGGAGAUUCUGCAUGGUCUGAGUAUAGUCCCUUUCGGUAACAUGAUUUCUCUCCCUUGAAAAGUAUACACAAGAGUUGUCGUUACUUUUUCGUCUACUUCCGAUGAGCAAAAUUAUUAUUCCGAAGUAGAGAUCCAGAAUUAUUGAGAAUAUAUAACACGUUUAUGUGUCAAAGUUGUCUAUAAUAGUUUCUUUUUUUAUUCAUAAUAUUGGACAUUAUACCGGACUUUAUUUGGCGUUUGAAAUAUAUAAAAAUUAUAGUGUUUUUAAAUCGUGUAAAUUAUGCGUACCGGUAUUUCUUCACGAGUGUUAAUUUAUUGUGUGUUGACAUUUGUUAGUGUUGUGGUAUGACCUCCUAUCGUAUAACAUGGUAAAUGUCGUCAAAAAAGUUACACACACAAUAUAUGGAGUACAACGUUAUUCUUAAUUACUAUGUAAAACAAUAAAAUAAAUUAAAUAAGAUAUACGCAUAUGGAUUAAUGACUGUUAAAAGACAAAUAUUUAAUAUAUAUAAUGUAUAUAAUUAAGUACAUACUAUAUUAUUAUAUACAUGUAUUAUUAAUUUCCUCUUAAACUGUUUUUGCAAUGUUUAAAAUAUAAGAAGUUGAAAGAAUUUGCAUGUACACAAAAACUCGCAAAUCAGAACGGGUAACCAAGUGUCAAUGGUCAUUCACAGUUUGCGGCAUUUGUUUUGAUAACGAAUUAGUAGAAAGCCCACAUAUGGUGUAAGAUGACACUUGUUGACACCUAUUGAUAAUUACUGGCGCAUUUUAAAAUAGGUACAUUAAAUUCGGAAGACUUAAACCGAAAUAAAUAAACAUGCUUUAUUCUAUGUGAUAUUAUUGAAAAGUAUAACUGAUUGAAUAUAUUAUUACGCAUUUUAUAAGCAUUAAAAAUAUAUUUAGCAAAGUUUAUAAUUUAUAAGCCGACUGCAUUACAAUGUCAAAUUUAUUUAACGUUGGCCACCUUUGAAAAUAUGGUUUUAAAUGUUCCUUUCUAAUUUUUCUAUAUAGCGGACAAACAAGUAAAAAGGUAUACUCGUUUUCUAUGGCAUGUCCGUUGCAAAACUUACAUUUUCUAUUUUCGCAUAGUAUCUUAUGAUAACGACCGCUUUCGAUUUCUAAUUUAUGUGACAAGUAUGAGGCGAAACAAUGAACCACCGCCUAGUUCCUGGCCACAAUACGGUGUUGUGCUGGAGUAAUGAACAUGUAUAUUUUAUGAUGUAGUUUAUAAUAUUUUGUAUUUUGUCACGUUGACUGUAUAUUCUAUGUAGUUUUUGUUGUAAAUGUA